AUGCGGGACAAAACUCUCGACUUCGACCUCACCCCCGAGUCUGCACCUACCCCAGAUUCCGUCGCCAAUGAGCUGGAUGCCCUGCACUUGACGAUUAACAUGGAAGGACUAGAAGGACAGAGCGAGGCAAGAGCACAGUAUCCUCAAGAAGAGCAAGACUGGGACAAUGUGAAAGACGUGAUCACCCGCUUGUACCAGGAUGAGGGCCUGACGCUGGUCGAACUGCAGCGCAACUUGCUCAAGCAUCACAACUUCAAAGCGACUACUAAACAAUGGAAGUCGAGGAUUACCCGCUGGGGCCUCAGCAAGAACAACAGACAGCACGAGGCCGAGGCGAUCUUACUGAAGAGGCAGGCACGGAAAGCGCAGGGGAAAGAAACAAAGUUUUCCGUGCGCGGCCGCAACGUCGACAUUGCACGCGUUCAAAGAUACGCUAAACGCAAGAGGCUGGAUCUGAGUCGCAUUGACGAAGCUUCGUCGCCCAUCGUCAGGGCCAUGCAAACCAUCCGUUGGCAGACACCGUCACCUCAGCCGGGCCUCCUGAACGAUGCGUCCAGGCACCCGAUGCGGCUGUUCGACAGCAUCGCGGCAUUUGUGGACGGUACGCUGGGGGAAGCCCACCCUUUGGCAGCAGAGAUCUGGAGAAACACCCCUUUCAACGCCGACAAAGCACGAGCACCGUUCAUGUCAUCGAUUCACAGUGCGCAGCAUUUUCAGGACUUGGAGCGUUACGACCUUGCUUUCUUGUUCUGGCGCCGCGCUUUCCGAGCACUUGAAGGCGUGAUCCAGACCUGGAACCGAGCCACGAUCACGUACCUGUUGCGCCGCAUGCGCGUUUUGGAAUGGAAAGGCAAUGCUGACGUUCUGAGAAGUUUCCGUGCCUACAUCAAUCAGUACGCCGCGGUGGCGUUUUCCAAACAGGAUCCCCGCUUCACGCUGACCAAGGCGCUGGCAGAAUCCGACACAACUUCUCUGAACGUUUCCAAUUGCGUCCUUGAUCAGCUUGUGGUUCAAGGCGGUGAGUGGCAGGACCUAGCAUUCGAAGAGCGUACUUUCGUCGACGCCUUGGAACUCGAGCACGACGCCAAUCUUCCGGUGGAUGAAUUCGUCGCCGGGAUCGAAGAGGCAGACCGCCGAUUCGGCUACCACGAUAGCCGGACAUGCAGAUGCGUGCUCGACCGGACGCGGGUUCUUUCGAAGCGUGGCUACCACAAUCGAGCCGAGAGGUUCGCCUACGGAAUGCUCCAGCGUGCCAACGGGCUCGCAGAUCUGGGUGCCCGACACUGCUACCGCUUCUACGGCUUCUUUUGGAUGGCCAUAUCACAGUACGAACUGGGAAAGUUCGACGUGGCAGAGUUCAAUGCCCUCGAAGCCUUGCGGAGCAAUGAGGAGUUUGCAAAGGUCAACAAAACGCGAGCUUCGGCGAGCGAGUAUUUCUGGGAGCUGCUCGAGCUGUUGCAGAAGCUCGCAGAACAGGACGGUAAUAAACGGAAGGAAGCUAUCUGGAAAGGCAGGCUACAAGAGGUCGAGGACGAGGUGGUCGCUGAGGACAAGCAAGCGAAUCCGGACUUCUACCGCAAGCGGCAACGGUGA
This is a messenger RNA of Cladophialophora yegresii CBS 114405, 1593 nucleotides long. RefSeq lists its product as uncharacterized. The record is from RefSeq and is a predicted model, not a curated record. Bases 1 to 1593 code for a protein of 530 amino acids. NCBI's taxonomy places the organism in Eukaryota, Fungi, Ascomycota, Eurotiomycetes, Chaetothyriales, Herpotrichiellaceae. The transcript is spliced from 2 exons.